Messenger RNA from Drosophila serrata, 300 nucleotides. RefSeq names its product ecdysone-induced gene 71Ej (gene Eig71Ej). The record is from RefSeq and is a predicted model, not a curated record. NCBI's taxonomy places the organism in Eukaryota, Metazoa, Arthropoda, Insecta, Diptera, Drosophilidae.
AUGCAGUGGCUCUGCUUUUUUAUAUUAAUUACAUUCCUUGGCUUUUAUUUAGUGGAAGCCCAGCGUCAGGAUUGUAGAAGGAUCAAAGAGCAAUGUAGACUAUGUACCCGUCGUUUGGUGCAUCCCAAAAAUGAUAUCGAGUUUAUAAACAGGGAUUGUAGAGAAAAAUUGAGGGAUCGUUGGGUUUGGCAGGAUGUGAGGCGAUGUGAUAUGCAGAUCCUGGCCUGCGAACAUCAUGAUCAAAGAUUGGACUGUGAGAAUGUGGCCAGAUUGGCAGGAAUGCGACGACUUAUUGGUUAA